AUGGGAGCCUCCGCAGCCACUUUCCUGCUGGUAUACCUGUUUCUGUCUCCGGCAGACUGCGCGAUAAAAGCCUCGGCGGCGGAAGAGGAGCGGAGCGAAGCGGGGCUCGACGGCCUCCAUGACAUGCUGGCGGACUUUGAGGUGCUGCCGGUGUCCAGCCUGCGGCAGCACUCCAUCAGAAGGAGGGAUGUCACUGUCGAUUCCCAGGUGGAGCGCCUCUUCAGCUUCACGGCUCUCAAUAGUUCCAACUGCAGCAAGAUCUCCAUCGGGAAAACUCUGAAGCUGAAGGCCCCCGUUUGCUUCCGCGAGAGGAACAGCAAGGUCUGCGGGAACUCGCGGGUGGAGGAGGGAGAGGACUGCGACCCCGGGCUGCUUCACCUGCAGCACGACCCCUGCUGCACCAGCGAAUGCAAGUUCAGGCCCCGGGUCCAGUGCAGUGACCGGAACAGCCCCUGUUGCAGAAACUGCACCUUCGAGAAAGCAGGCAAAGUCUGCCAGGAGUCCAUCAGUGCCACCUGUAAGGGGGAAUCCAAGUGUACAGGUAACAGCAGUCUGUGCCCACCUCCUGUCAACGCCCGCGACGACACCAUCUGCGUGGACAGUGGCACAUGCCGUGGAGGAGAAUGCAUCCCGUUCUGUGUGGCCAGCGAGAACCUCCUGCCCUGCGCCUGCAAUGAGACGAACAACUCAUGUAAGGUGUGCUGUCGGGACAAGGACGGCAUCUGCGCCCCUUUCGAGAAGAACGGGAAAUAUCUGUACCUGCGGAAGGGCAAACCUUGCACCGUGGGCUUCUGUGAUGAAGGCGGGAAGUGCAUGAAGCAGGUCCAGGAUGUCAUCGAACGUCUAUGGGACUUCAUCGACAAGCUGGACAUCAACACUUUCGGGAAAUUCCUGGCGGACAACAUCGUGGGCUCGGUUGUGGUGUUCUCCCUCAUCUUCUGGAUCCCCCUUAGCAUCCUAGUCCACUGCGUGGACAAAAGCCUUGACAAGGAGUACGAGGAGAACAACAAGUCGCUCUUCUACCCCAGCAACCCAGAGAUGCUGAGCAGCCUGGAGUCGGCCUCCGUACGCAUCCUGAAGCCGCCGCCUCCCGUGAUCGCCACGUCCCGCCUCCAGCCCGCCCACCAGGCCUCGGCCCCAAGCGCACUGGCCCCAAGCUCGAGCUCGGCCCCGGGCCCCGGCCCUGCCCAGGUCGCCGUCGGGCCCCGGCUGGAGCCGCCGCGAAUGGCCACCAUCCAGGAGGACCCCAGCAGCGACUCGCACCUGGACGAGGACAUGCUGGAGGAGGACUUCCAACCCAGCGGGCCCACAAAGUCCUACGAGGACCUGACGGAGCAGCAGCCGGCCCCGUCGCGCAGUGACAAGGCUCAGGUGUUCAGGCUCAAGAGGCAGCAGCGUGUCGACAGCAAGGAAACCGAGUGCUGAGCCCCCAGCCCCAGCAUUGGGGGUGGGGCAGGGAAAGGGGUGUGGUCAGAAGAUGGGUGGGGCUUAGAGGGGCAGGGCGGGACCUGCAAACAUGGCAGAAUUAAACACGAGUGAGGGUAACUGCCAGCCACAUUUCAUGUGAUAAUGAUUAGUUAAUUAGUUAAUCUUGUUUUUUUUUCCUAAGGAAAUGUGUUGUGAUGCCAAGGACACAGUCAGGGCCCUAACCCUGAGGUGCCUUUACUCUUCCAGCUGCCGCUUGUCUUGAGUGCGCUCGCAUGGUCACCAUGGCAACGUGCCAGUUUUGGCGCUGGUUCCGCAAGGCGGCUUCUGCGGAUCGCCCUUCGGUGGAGCCGCUGACAGCCGUGUUCAGGCUUUUAGAGACGCGUUUGGCCUCUUUGUUUAUCUUUGCUCUCUAGCCCAUGUUCUUAAUGUUUCUCUCUCUUUUUUUUUUUCUGGACAAGUCGGUAGGUUAACGAGUUAGUAGUUACUUGUUUAGAAGAUCAGGACUGGAGAGUGAGACCCCGUUUUCCUGAAUUAUGUUCUAUUACAUCCCCCACCCCUCCCCCCCCCCGUCAGAAGUCAUUUUUAGAAUAGUUGCCUAAAUGCUCGUGAUUCGGUUGUGGUUCCUAUCAUCCUGUGAACGCUUUUUCGCCUGGUUUUUCCCCCAGUGCGCGUGUGUCUGUUACUGGGCCAAGGUAGCGGGUUGAGCGUUGUAUUUGGUGUCAUCGACGCAGGUCACACUCUCGUGCUCGUGACAUGGUCUGUCGCCAGACAGGAGGUCUGUGCUUUGGUCCCUCAUGAAGAUGACAGCGGUGACCCGGCUCUGCAUUAAUGUGGGUCUGGGGGAAGGGUGGAGGAUUUCUGCAUGACGUCAGGCCCCCACAGAGAAGCCUUCCACUGCCACUGGAACGAGCCGCUUUUGAAACCGGUUUGAACUGGGAUAUCUACUAGAAUUAGUGGUUUAUAUAAUCUGUGAGGUAUUGCUGGAGAAGUGUUACUGCAAGAACAUGUGUAUGUCUGUCUAUCAUACUGGCAGUAAUCUGCACAAUUAAAUGAAAAGGAACUUUUUUUGGUAGCCUGAUGCUGAUAAUGACAACAAAAUGACAAAUUAGCUCGUGUUUAAUUUCUCAGUAGCAGCAUUUUCUCUGCGUUAAUCUUUCCAGCAAAAAUUGAAUCCAUUUUUGGUUUGCCAAGCUACUUUUGUGGUAAUGUGAAUAACUUAUUUAUUUAGCCAGACUGCCUUUGUGUAAUAAUGUCACUGUCUUCCUGUGUUCCCUUUAAUACUGUUAAUGCUAACGCCGUCUCGCUGGCAGUCUGCAGUAAGUGCCACCUGUCACUCGCUGUCACCUGUGACUGUUAAUCGUGGCCUUUGUAGAAAUGUCUUUAAUGGAAACACACGUUUUAUCCAGCUGUUCUGGACAAUCCUUAAUGACUUCGGUCGACUUUCAUCAGGAUGUCUAGCACUAGAAGUGGGGAAGCCGUGGUUGGGAGCGGUCUGCAGGACAGUGGCUCGAGCAGGACACCCUCCUGAUUCCUGAGUUUGGUGUGUUUGCCUGCGUCCAGCAGAGGCACCACGGUCACAAAGCACUUCAGGGUCUUUCAUGUGACUCCUUACCUGUAUGGCGCUGUAUUGUAUUCAAGAAAAGAGCCUCGAGAUAAAAUGUUUGUAUUCAGUCUUUGUCUAUUUUCAGUUUUUCACUCGAGUGGCUUUCUUAGUGUUCGCUUUUUGUACUUUUUUAAAAAUAUACUCCCCUUUCUUCCCA
Messenger RNA from Paramormyrops kingsleyae, 3188 nucleotides. The record is from RefSeq and is a predicted model, not a curated record. Lineage: Eukaryota; Metazoa; Chordata; Actinopteri; Osteoglossiformes; Mormyridae.